Messenger RNA from Mesitornis unicolor (brown roatelo), 1622 nucleotides. It is a transcript of the gene YWHAH, whose product is annotated as tyrosine 3-monooxygenase/tryptophan 5-monooxygenase activation protein, eta. The record is from RefSeq and is a predicted model, not a curated record. Gene Ontology annotation, cellular component: cytoplasm. The transcript is spliced from 3 exons. Lineage: Eukaryota; Metazoa; Chordata; Aves; Mesitornithiformes; Mesitornithidae. The coding region runs from base 1 to 843 and encodes 280 amino acids. Gene Ontology annotation, biological process: signal transduction.
AUGAGGCAAAAAAUGGAGAUGAUGAUGUAUCAGAUGAAGAAUUGGGAUAGCUGUGACUGCAGUCUUCUGACUGUAGGGAGCAAAAAGCUCUUAGCUGAAUCUUUACAUCCUGAGGGAGUUAAUAUCUUUACUGGCAAAGAUGAUAUAGGCAAGCCCUUUAAAUUUGAUCUUUGUCUGUAUUUACAGGUAACUGAGCUGAACGAGCCUCUCUCAAAUGAGGAUAGAAACCUGCUGUCUGUAGCCUACAAGAAUGUGGUUGGAGCUAGACGAUCCUCCUGGCGUGUCAUCAGCAGCAUAGAGCAGAAGACUAUGGCAGAUGGGAACGAGAAGAAGCUGGAGAAGGUUAAAGCCUACAGGGAGAAGAUAGAAAAGGAGCUUGAGACAGUCUGCAAUGAUGUUUUGGCCCUCCUAGAUAAAUACCUGAUCAAGAACUGCAAUGACUUCCAGUAUGAGAGCAAGGUCUUUUAUCUGAAAAUGAAAGGGGAUUACUACCGCUAUUUGGCAGAAGUUGCUGCUGGAGAGAAGAAGAACAGUGUUGUGGAGGCCUCAGAAGCUGCCUAUAAAGAGGCUUUUGAAAUCAGCAAAGAGCACAUGCAACCCACUCACCCAAUUAGGCUCGGGCUGGCUCUGAAUUUCUCAGUGUUCUACUACGAAAUCCAGAAUGCUCCUGAGCAGGCCUGCCUUUUAGCCAAACAAGCCUUUGAUGAUGCCAUAGCAGAGCUGGACACACUAAAUGAGGAUUCCUACAAGGACUCCACUCUCAUCAUGCAGUUACUUCGAGAUAACCUCACUCUGUGGACGAGUGAUCAGCAAGAUGAAGAAGCAGGAGAGGGCAAUAAUUAAAAAGCUUUCCUCUAAUCCCUCUUUCAUCCACUUCACCAUCCCCAUCAUCACCAAUAUUUCCUUGCCACAGUCACACUAAAUAUCUAGUGCUAAGCAUAUCUGUAUUGUACAGCUGUUCAGAUCUGCUGUCCACUUUAUCAAGAAGCAGUUUCAGAUGAGUCUUCAUGGGCAUUGAUGGAUUGAUUGGUUUAUUGGCCCUAUUUAUCUUAGUUGCACUUGAGCAGUGCAGAAAGAUGCAUAGUAAACGAGGCAGUUUUAGGUUGCCUGUUGAUUGGAAAAUAUGGGAAAGAAUAAUGGAAAGUGGUUGAAGAUAACUAGAUUCCAGUUAAAUUUUGUUUCCAUUUGAAAUGAGCUGACAGUUCUGUUAAGCAGUACAUUUUGUGCAUGCAGAGUAAAUUAGCCACCCCAAAUUUUUUUCAGUCAAUGAAGAGUUAAGCUGAUGUGAAAUGACAACUCUGUUCAUCAGUUUACAAUAAACUAAUUGACAUGUGAGGUUUCUGUAGCAAUUUUUUUUGCCUCUAACUUAUGUGCACAGUUUCUUUUAAUGCAGUGCAUCUACCUAAGAGUUUUGAUACUUGUAACCUUUUGCAGUUGUUUUGAAGAAUCAUGAAUUUAUUUUUUGUAAACUCUUUGGCUGUUUAGUUGUCUGUGUUUUAUGACAACACUAUGUCAAUAUUAGCCCAUGUUAAGAUGGAUGACUGAGAUGCCAGACUUCUCAAUUAAAUGUUUUGGAAUUAAAUGAAUAAAAAUAAAAUGCUGCUUCUGGGAUGUUAUCUCUA